Molecule: messenger RNA, 1735 nt
Organism: Triplophysa dalaica
Lineage: Eukaryota; Metazoa; Chordata; Actinopteri; Cypriniformes; Nemacheilidae
Gene: zdhhc24
Product: zinc finger DHHC-type containing 24
Exons: 3
Coding region: 398-1273 (291 amino acids)
Biological process (GO): peptidyl-L-cysteine S-palmitoylation; protein targeting to membrane
Cellular component (GO): Golgi apparatus; endoplasmic reticulum
Molecular function (GO): protein-cysteine S-palmitoyltransferase activity
Source: RefSeq, a predicted model, not a curated record
CUUAAGCCAAAUGUUUUUACAGCAACACCAGCAGCUCUUAUUUAAAGGCAGCUAGACAACCACAAAGACAAUACUUUGCGCAAAGACAGAAACUACAUUGAAUGCAAUGAUAGGUCUUUAAGAGAUGUAAAUGAAACCAAGUGAUUGUAUAUAACUUAUAGACGUCGCUCGUUGUUGUCACUGUCGUACGAAUCACAGGUAUCGAUGUAAUAUCGAUCACGAUAGAGUCUGUUUGUUUCAGUCUUCGUAAAUGUCGUUUAACCGCCAGAAUUCCGAAGGAUCGUCAAUGUGUCUCCCAGUUGUCGUAUUUGAGCAAACGUGACUUAAGUGGCUUUGAAGGUGACGUAAGUGUAUAGAUUAAAGUUGCGUCUCACGUACCAGGUGAGUUGAAGGAAACAUGGUCGGAUUUAUGAGCAAAGUUUGGGAUAAGAUGGAGGCGGCCAGUAGCCGUCUGCCUAUCGUCCUGAACGCCGUGUUGGUGUUCUCGAUCACCGCGGAGGUCAGCUAUCUUGUUUUGGUCGAGGCUCCCCUCGAACAAGCGCAGAAGAAGACCGAGUGGUCCAAGAUAUGGAAGGCCAUGCAUCUCCUCGCUCAGUACUUCAUGUUGGGGAAUAUAACCUGGAACGCGUCACUGUUUAUGAAAACGAACCCGAGUAUUCGUGGAGUGUUUCUCGGCGGGGAUGUUUUGGGUCAAGGAUGGAGGUACUGUUACACCUGCGAGACGCACACGCCGCCGCGGUGCUCACACUGCUACGACUGCAACGUGUGUGUCCUGCGACGUGAUCAUCACUGUGUGUUUUUCGGCCGGUGUGUCGGGUUCGGCAACUACCGGUAUUUCCUGAACUGUCUGCUCUUCAUGUGGGCGGGUCUGCUCUAUGCGGUAUUCAUGAAUGCCGAAGUCUUCAUCGUAAUCCUCAAGGAGGGUGUCACGUUUCACAGUGUCAUGCUUUUGUUGGUGCCCUGGCUGAUGUUUGUCUCUGGGCAAGUGACGACACGGGCCUUUGCUUUUGCAUUCAUCGCCGACACUUGCGUACUGGGCUUCCUAUUGGUUGCUGCCUUCCUCUUCUUUCAUGUGGUUCUGAUGGUAAGGGGCCAGACCACUCGUGAGUGGUAUUCCACACGCCGGCCCUACAACCAAGGAGUGCUGGCCAACAUCAGAGAAUACAUGGGCAAGUACUGGUACAUUUGUUGGCUCUGUCCAUUGAUUCCUUCCCCGUUGCCUGGGGAUGGCAUAAACUUCAAGAUAACUGGUUCAUUAGAGCCCAGGAAGUAAAGAGCAUACGAUGAUUUUUCAUUGCCGAUAGAAUUUAUUGGCUCAGCUGAUGUAGUGGCAUGUUGUUGAGCCUGAAGCUGUGGUUGCAUGCUGUGCUUCCACCCAGCUGCUACCAGCUCCCUACUAAACCAAAACCAGCAAGAAAUGGACUUUGAUUUGUACAUUUGCUUUACAGUUUUUCUCUACUACUGUCUUAAUUUUAAUCUGUGUUAAAUAUGGUGGAUGUUGAUUAAAUGUGCUGCCUUUUUGUUUACUUGUGCAAUCUUUGCUAUAAUACUACUGCAAAAAAUCUUUCUUUGUAAAGAUAACUUUUUCAAAUUGUUUUACACUCCUUAUGUUACUUGUUGUUUCAAACAAUGAUUGAUGUGCCAAAUAAUAUUUUAAUACAAAUGUGAAUGUUCUAUGUGCCAGCUGUCUAUGAUUUUUUUUCUGAGUUCAAUAAAAAUGAUUUUAUUUCUAUGA